Messenger RNA from Cynoglossus semilaevis (tongue sole), 4132 nucleotides. It is a transcript of the gene wwc1, whose product is annotated as WW and C2 domain containing 1. Gene Ontology annotation, molecular function: molecular adaptor activity; kinase binding. Gene Ontology annotation, biological process: cell migration; negative regulation of organ growth; regulation of hippo signaling. Lineage: Eukaryota; Metazoa; Chordata; Actinopteri; Pleuronectiformes; Cynoglossidae. The record is from RefSeq and is a predicted model, not a curated record. The coding region runs from base 3 to 2411 and encodes 802 amino acids. Gene Ontology annotation, cellular component: cytoplasm. The transcript is spliced from 13 exons.
UGAUGACGACUCUCGUGGUCUCCAGGAAUGACUUUAAAGUUGAAGUUCUUCUUUUCAGGCUGCGUCUCCACUGCAGGAGGAACAAACUGGUGAGAGAGUUGGAGGAGAUGGUUCGUUUGGCCUCCACACUGCACACACAGCUGAAGAGCCUCUCAGCCUCCACCUUGUCCUGCUCCUCCGGCAGCAGUCGUGGUUCUCUCACCUCCAGCCGUGGCUCCCUCGCCACCACCUCCAGCCUCGGCUCCACCUCCUCCCUCAGUUUCACCGACAUCUACCUGGAGCAGCCUGAACUUUCCGACCCGGACUUUCAGAACAAACUGGACAGUCUCCUGCAGGAGGGUGGAGCGGGGGGAUUCCGCCCCACCAACUCCAUCACCACCAUCCAUGAGCACGAGGUGGUUACAGGGAGCAGUGGAGGGAGGGAGGAGGAGAGGUCGCAGGAAACAACGGGAGAAAGAGGAGGAGAGACUUUAAGUUCUGUCGGAGGAAUGACAGGACCGGACCUGGGACCAGCCAGGAUCCAGAACCUCAGACUGUCAGAAACUCCUGGGUCCAUGAGCUCCUUAUCUCCGUGCUCCUCCCUCUCCUCACUGUCUCCACCGUGUUCGCCACUUGUCACGGACGCUAACUUCCUGUCAGGAGAGAGGGGCUUGGCCGGCAGUGGGCGGGAUCAGUUAGACCUGGACUUGGAACUCCGGAGCCGACUCACAGAGCUGGAACUCAGUCUGGAUCCUGAGAAGGAGGAGGAGGAGGAGGAGGAGGAGGAGGAGGUCCAUGGUCGAGGAGGAGGAUUACAGCAGAAGAAGAUCCAUGAGAGUCCGCUGAGAGGAGAGGUCAAAGGCUCCGCCCCGCUGCUGCAAGAGGCGGGGACAAAGAAAAUGGGCGUGUCCUCCGCAGUGUCUGACGAGUCUGUGGCGGGCGACAGCGGCGUGUACGAGCCGUCAGAGCGCAGGACGGGCCUCCUGCCUGUGGACCUCCUGACACCCCUGGACGACGGCGUAUCUCCCAGCUUUUCUCCUCAGGUUCAGCUGGGUUUACGGUACAAGUCCAGAGAGCAGCGUUUCAGCGUCCACGUCCUGCAGCUGUCCAACUGCAGCGCCCUCUGUCUGCAGCAGAAAAUGUACCUGCGGGUGGCGGUGCUGCCUUGCCUGGAGGCCACGCCCUGUCUCUUCAGAACAAGAGGCUACGCCCCCCAAGAAGUUAUCGAGGUCAACGAGGUGUUCGGCACCCAAAUAUCCCACAGUGCACUGCGGCAAAAGACGUUGAGGUUGGACGUGUGCAGCGCUGGGCCGUCAGGUCACGAGGAGUGUCUGGCCGGAGCUCAGAUCAGCCUGGCCGACGUCACCUGUUCAGAGGAACGAAGCACAAAGUGGUACAACCUCCUGAGCCACGCCCACCUGUGCAACAUCAGCAGCAGCAGUGAGGUCAAAGAGCACAGCGGCGGAGCCGGAUCGGCCGGGACGGCUGUUGUUUGUGGCAGUGACACCGUCAGAAGUGUUGACAACAGAUCGUGGCCCGGUUCUGAUCCUCUGGACCUGUUGGAUGAUGAAGAAGGACAUGGCAUAGACAGAGGACGCCCCCUGGAGGAGGACAAAAGCCAGUGGGGUGCAGAGGAAGGAGGGCAGUGCCAUCAGGUGACGGACCGUCCAGGGAAAGAAGUGGAGGAGGAGGAGCCUAGUCCUGUGACAUCAUUAUUAGCACCUGUAACAGUGACCACAAAAAAAGUGAACAAAGAGACCAGUGUGGACGGUCUGUCCUCAUCGUCUCAUCACUGCUCAGUAGUUCGACCUAAAGAACGUCGGCCUGACGUCCAGCAGCUGCAGAACCCGUUCAUGAGAGGAAACACCAUCAUCCGCUCCAAGACCUUCUCUCCUGGACCCCAGAGCCAGUACAUCUGCAGGAUAAACCGCAGUGACAGCGACAGUUCCACGCUCUCCAAGAAAUCACCGUUUGUCAGAAACGCCUCAGAGAGACGCAGUAUGAGAAUGAAGAAGCCCCCUGUUCAGACCAAAGGUCUGGAUGGUCUCCUCAGAACCUCCCUGGACCUGGAGCUGGACCUGCAGGUGUCCCGGACUCGUCAGGCUCGACUGACUCAGGAGCUGCAGGUCCUGAGGGAGCUGAAGACCCAGCUGGAGGAAGCUCAUCAGCAGGGGCGGACGGAACUGCCCACCUGGGUGCAGGAGGACGAACGCUUCCGUCUGCUCCUCAAACAGGCUGAGAAACAGACACGUGAGGAGCAGCAGCAGGAGAAGCGUGUGGAGAAGAUGAUGAGGGCGGCGGCCAAAGACGUCCACAAGAUCAGAGGACAGGGUUGUAAGGAGGUUCCUGAGGUCCAGACCUUCAGAGAGAAGAUGGCGUUUUUCACCCGAGCCAAGAGCAACAUUCCCGAUCUUCCAGCCGACAGCGUGUAAGAGAAGCAUUUCAACUGACCCCGCCCUCUCAGUGGCCCCGCCCCAUGAUGUAAACCCACCCCCAUGGUCCAGCCGAAUGAAGACAGAAGUUUGUGGGUCAAAUGAAGAGCUUAUGGUUUUGUUUUGUGAAUAGUGUUUAUUUGUAAAUUAGUGACAUCAUCGUUGAGGCCCCGCCUCUGAAUUCCUUUCCUUUUCUUAAUCGUAAAACUAGUUAUCAAUCAAUGUUGAUUCACGUCUAAAACCUGAAAAGUUCAGACGAAGAGGCCCCUCCCACUUCUGACCACUUCGUUAACAUAAUGUUAUCGACAAAGCCUGCUGCCCCCUGGAGGUUCAUCUAUCACACUACUGCACAUUUUAUUAUUAUUACACCUCCUUAUGCAGAUGAUACAUAUUUUACGAAGUAUUCUCUUAAUAUGUUUGACUAAUAUCAGAACUAUCAAAGCAGCCAUGAACCAAUCAGAAGCCUCGCUCAGAACCGAAGUUUAAACUAAAUUAAAACUCAGUGGUGGAUCCACACUGGAAGAAAGGUGGAGCAGAACCGUCUGCGUUUAGGUCCAAAUCUGUGGACAGGAGGAGGGGAGACGGGCGAGGACUUGAGGUCAGGAGGUCACAGUGUUUUAUUUCAUUUCUGGUCGGACGUUCCGGGUCUUCAGCGUUUCCAACCGUCGUCUUCUCCUGAAACAAAGUUAUUUCAAAGUCAAUGUUAAACACUUUCCUCCCACUGGGAUCAAAGCACAAAGAGGCUCAACUGUGAACUCCGUGGUCACGUGACCCGCCCAGACCAACCACUGGACUGACGUCAGCAGCCGAUACAGAACAGAUGCUCUGAUUGGCAGUGAACGAAGACUGGACGUUCAGCCGUGAGUCACGUGACUCCACAGUCACGUGACUCACGGCUGAACUGCACAAACUGCACAAACUGCACAUACUGUUUCAAUCGUUUGCUUUCAGUGUGUGAUUUUAGCCUGAACUCAGGGGGGCGCUACACUGACCUAAAACUCAGACCUGUAUUCGUUCUCCUGUUCGGGGGCCACCUAGUGGCUCAAAAUUGUCAUUGCUGAAAAAAGAAAAACGGUCUUGAACUUGACAUCGUUUUACGUUUCGGUUUUUAAUGUUUGGACCAAAGGUGUGUGAAGUUGGUGUGGAUUAAAGUCAUCAAAAACAUCAAGCCCACCAAUAAACACACAUUUGUCUUUUUCCCUCUGGAAUGAGGACUUUUUGGACACUACGUCCAAACGUGUUUUGCUGCCACCCUGUGACCAGAGAAGGGUUGAAGUGCGUUGAUUUAAGACUGGUCUCUAAGUCUGCCUCACUGUCAUCACAACUGAAUGUUUUUAAAAACAAAGACGUCGAAAUGAAGGACAGAAAAGUCUCAUUUUUCUAAUGAAACAAAUUCUCUGCUGUUUGUCGCAAAUUAUUUUAUUUUUAUUUCUGUGUAUAUUUUGAGUUGGAAUGCUGUUUUUAAGUCCAUGUCUUUGUUAAUGAUAUUUUAUUCUCCUGUAUCAUCAUCUUUGAAGCUUUGAUCAGAAACUCUGCUUGUAUUUAUUGCACACUCGUGAUUUGACUUUUCUCUGGACUGUUUUCCCCUAAAGAUUCCUGAAAAGCUGUGAAUUCUCCUCAGACACUGUUCUUGUUCCACCAGAGUUGUAAAUAUUUCACCAGCAAAAAACAAACUAUCUUUUGUAGACUCACAAUGAAUAAAAACAAAGAUUUUCUCUUUU